UCUCUUAGUUGCAGAAAUGGCAGAAACAUAAAUCCAGUCUUUAGCAUGCAAAAGAAAGCCCAUCAAUUCAACACCCCAUCUUUUGAUAGACAGCAAAGCACAUUCAUUGAGGCUGAUUUCCCAAUGGCUGAUUGCAACGCCUUUGACUCUGCUUCAACAGACCUCCUCUUCUGCAACGAAGAAACCAAAGCCUUCUCCUUCGAUGAUGAUGAUGAUGAUCGCCAAAAAGAUUUGAUUUUUAACAAUGGGUCAUCAUCGGAUUCAGAUUCACUGCUUCAUCUCCCUUGCCUCAGUGAUGAAUGCAUUCACCACAUGCUACAGAGACAGGGAGACCACCUCCCCAGAGGUGAUUACCUCACCAGAUUCAGAGAUGGGGAAUUGGAUGUUGGAUUGAGGAGAGAGGCUAUUGGUUGGAUGCUCAAGGCUUGCGCCCACUUCAGUUUUGGAGAGUUGUGUUUGUACACUGCUAUCAGCUAUUUCGAUCGGUUUCUAUCCAUCUAUGAAUUGCCUCUGUCUUCAUCAGAAAAGGGAGGUGAGAACUGGGCAGCUCAAUUAGUUGCAGUUGCUUGCUUAUCUCUUGCAGCCAAGAUAGAGGAGGUUAAUGUUCCCUCCACCUUGGAUUUGCAGGCAGAGGUGCCUAAGAUGUUGUUUGAAGGGAAAACCAUUCAAAGAAUGGAGAUUUUGGUGCUAAACCGUUUGAAUUGGAAGAUCAAAGCCUACACUCCAUGCAACUUCAUUGACUACUAUCUUAGGAAGAUGAAUGAGGGUGGAUUGCCAUUAGGCCUCCUGAUUAGCCGCUCCCUUCGCCUAAUCUUGAGCACAAUCGAAGGCAUUGAAUUCUUGGAAUUCAAACCAGCUGAGAUAGCUGCAGCUGUGGCAAUGUGUGUUUCAGGGGAAAUGCAAGCAAUGGACAUUGAUAAGGCAUUGUCUUGUUUGAUAGGAGUUGACAAGGAGAGGGUGGUGAAGUGCUUUAAAAUGGUUCAAGAAUGUAAGUCAUCAAUGAGGGGGAUUACUACUACUAGUGCCACUAGUGUUGCUGCUGCGAUGGUUGCGAUGGCGAAUGUGGCUCCACGGAGCCCGAAUGGGGUGUUGGAUGCAGCAUGCUUGAGCUAUAAAACUCAUGAGCCAACAGUUGGAUCAUGCCCAACUUCCUCACACACUAGUCCAGUCACUAAGAGGAGGAAAUUGGAUAGUGAAGCAACCUUUUUAGGUGGAGAUUCUUCAGAAAUGUGACGCACAUUAUAAAAUCAGUUAUUUGGUGUGUGGAAAUUAAUAAAUGGGAACUAAAAAGAGAGAAGUUGAGAAAUGGAAGAUGGGGAGGAGACAUGCUUUGAGCAUGAAAACAUGGUAACUGUCAUAUAGUAAUAAAAGCAUUGUAAUGUGUAUGAUGAUUGGAGACGAAAAGUGAGGAACAUCAUUUGGGAUGGGAAUUUAGAAGAAUUAAUGCGUAUAGUUAUUCUUAUAAUGUUAUUUUUCAUGGAUAUUAUGUAAUUUUACUUCCCCUUUCUUAUAUAAUAAAAAUAAAAAUUUGAUUUGUA
Salvia hispanica is the source of this 1538-nucleotide messenger RNA. Its product is annotated as cyclin-D4-1-like. Lineage: Eukaryota; Viridiplantae; Streptophyta; Magnoliopsida; Lamiales; Lamiaceae. The record is from RefSeq and is a predicted model, not a curated record.